This is a messenger RNA of Symbiodinium sp. CCMP2456, 2199 nucleotides long. The record is from the annotation of a GenBank genome assembly. Lineage: Eukaryota; Dinophyceae; Suessiales; Symbiodiniaceae.
AUGAUGGCCGACACAGGUGUUGCGAUGCCCGCAGCACAGAUUGCACGAGCCUGGCUGCAGAUGGCACGAUCCAAAGGCCAUAGCGGCAUCCCUUCCAAAAGCAGCUUCUCACCUCUCGUGAAAGGCAAGCGUCGCAUGGGGAGCUCCUCUGACCUCUGUGGGAGCAUCACAGAGGGGCCCACCGAAGACGCUUUCCAUGUGCAGCUUGAGAGAGAGUCCAAAACAGAAGACUGGGGCUUUGUUUGGAAUCAAACGGCCUUGUCGACCAGGCGAAGAUUUCUCCUGGAAUCUGUGAGUGAAGGAAGCCCAGCAGCGAGCUGGAACGGCCGCGAGUGCGAACUGGGUCGGUCGACAUUGGAGCCUGGCAGCACUCUCGUGGAAGCGAACUACCUUGCCGGCUAUGGGGUUAUUCGCCACGAGCUGAGGGAAUCGAUGCAGCUGCGGCUGACGUUCCUGCGGCCAGCUCCCGACCCGACACCCACAGAGAAAAGGCUUGUCGGCCUACCCCCGGAGUGCCGAGUGAAGAACUCCUUCUUGGAGGUAUCGCCCGUCGAUGCUGACAGCCAGGAAGAAGCGCGGCAUUUCUCGGAUCCCGGUCCUUGUGCUCAGAAAGGCUGCUCAUCUUCAGCGGAAGGUGCAGGUGUCAGUGCCACUGAGUCGCAGAUCUGCGGAUAUCACACCGAGUCGGAGGCGGUUUCGGAUUUGAUCGGGACUGCAGCUCUGAUCUCUGGGCUUGUGAGGUCGGCGGAGUUCAACGGCAAGUGGUGUCGAAUCGAUGCCUUUGACCCUGAGGUUCGUCGCUACAUUGUGCGCGUUUUUCUGGAAGAAGGACAGCCGCCUGUGAUCGCAAAGCUGCGCCUGGAAAACCUGUCUUUUGGGCCCACAUUUGCCCUGGCCUCAUCGGCGACACCCGCAUUUCAUCCUUUCGCCCCGCCGAGUGCUGCUGUUGCUGAGGAUCUCUCGGCCUGGCCCUGGGGCCAGGCUAACUGGCCCUGGGGCAUCCAUGCAGGCAUGACGGGCACCAUGGAAGGUUGCAUGCCUAUCGGCAUGGAGGCAGAUGCUUGGCAGGUGCCUGCCGAGUGGGCCUCCUAUCCAUUUGGCCCCCCGGGCCUACCCCCGACAGAGGCCGCCGUGAUGCAGAGUAUGCCGCCGCCUCCAGCGACGCCACUCUGCAUCCUGCCCACGACCGGCCAGCACUUCGCGCCGUCUGAUGCUGCUGCUGCUGCUCCUAACACUGCAGGCAUGGCAGAAAAUGCAGGAGAAAGUCACGAACGCCCUCCUCAGAUACACACUCAUCAGGUCCUUGAGCAGCAGCUGAUCCAGCAGCACCUUCAAGUGCUACAGCAGAGUGCAGCUCCCGAUGUGCAGGAAGCAGUGCAGCCAUCGGUGAGCUCCUCGCAACAGCUCCUUAGUGCCAGCAGCCUGCAACAAGAGGCUGAAGAGCCGCAGGCCCCACACGAGGAGGAUGUGGCAGAAGGCAAGAAAAAGCGGCGGCGCAGGCGACGUGGGAAGCGUAAAGGUCGUGGCAGCAAGGAUGCGCAGGACGCUGAGGACGACGAUGAAGAAAGUGAUGUGGCAGAAGAGCCGAGCCCCGGAAACGAAGCGGAUGUGCUGACCUCUCAAAGCAGACACGCAAGCACCCCGCAACCGACGGAGGCCGAGGUCCAAGUCCAGCAGCAUGCCGCGGCUGAAACCUUGCAGGCAGCGGCACCUGGGAGUCCGCGGCUGGAUGCACUCCAGACGCUGAGCACCAGGAAGCCAGAGGAGCUCUUGCAAGAGGAGAGUUGGAAACCGCGUCUCGAUGGAACAGCCUGCCCCGGAGAGGUUCAGCCGUCGCCUACGCCUCCCGCAGUUCUGCUGACCGGAGAGCUGCGUGAGGAAGGCCACACCUCAAGUCGCGAUGCCAGCUCCCAAAUGCAGGAGAUGCCUGAAGUUGCGGUGACUCCAGGUGCAAACGACGCACUCCAGCCAGCAUCGUGGGCAAAGACCAGAGGAACGCCAGGGCCGGCUGCCACAGGUGCUUGGCGACCUUCGUUGGCCAGGAGCACGGAGAGCCCGGAGCCUCUCGAAAGUCGACCCCUGGUGCAGGAGACGGGUCGAAGCGCCAGAGCAGACCCCGUGGCAGCGCCGGAGUUUCACGAGUCGUCGGACAUGGCGACGUGGCAGCCAACCCUGCAGCGGAGAAUUGUUCAGCAGUGA